This is a messenger RNA of Aphanomyces invadans, 2226 nucleotides long. RefSeq lists its product as hypothetical. NCBI's taxonomy places the organism in Eukaryota, Oomycota, Saprolegniomycetes, Saprolegniales, Verrucalvaceae. The coding region runs from base 16 to 2226 and encodes 736 amino acids. Gene Ontology annotation, molecular function: serine-type endopeptidase activity; oligopeptidase activity. Gene Ontology annotation, biological process: proteolysis. The record is from RefSeq and is a predicted model, not a curated record. The transcript is spliced from 3 exons. Gene Ontology annotation, cellular component: cytosol.
CAAAUUUGCCCGACCAUGGCCGCACCAGCGUACCAAUACCCUGCCGUCCACCGUUCAGACCACCAAGACGUCAUCCAUGGAAAGGUCAUCGCUGACCCUUACCGCUGGUUGGAAGACCCUGACAGCCCGGAAACGGAAGCGUUUGUUGCAGCUCAAAACGAGCUGACGCAAAAAGUAUUCCAGGACAUUCCGUACCGCAAGGAAUUCCUCGCGCGCAACACCGAGCUUUUCAACUACGAAAAGUACUCGUCGCCUUUUCAACGCGGCGGUCGCUACUUUUACUUCAAGAACGACGGUCUGCAAAACCAGAGCGUGCUGUACAUGCAAGACUCCUUGACGAGUGAGCCCAAGGUAUUGCUUGAUCCCAACACGUUGGCCGAAGACGGUACAGCCGCAUUGGGUACCUACAACUUCUCCGAAGGCAAGUCGGCUAGUGGCAUCCUGUACUUUGCGUACGGUGUGUCCAAGGGCGGGUCCGACUGGCAAACUAUUAAGUUGAUUGCCAUUCAUGCCGAUGGCACGGUCGAGCACUUGCAAGACACGUUGGAGUGGGUCAAGUUCAGUGGGAUCGAGUUCACCCAUGACGACGUGGGUUUCUUUUAUGGACGGUACCCCGCCCCCAAGUCGCGCGAAUCCGGUGCUGACGGCAAGACAGCCGGCACGGAAACCGAUUUGAACGAAAACCCUGCGAUUUAUUACCACAAGGUCGGCACACCGCAAUCCGACGACAAGUUUGUGUUUUCGUUCCCCCAACAUCCCAAGUACUACCUCCACGCUAAUGUGUCGGACGACGGCAAGUUCCUCCUCAUCAGCACCAUGGAUGGGUGCAAGGACGCCAACAUGCUUUUCGUCGCUGACCUGGCCGAAGCCCAAGCAUUCAUUGCCUCGUCCGAUGGCAACCAAAGCAUCCCUGUGCACACUGUCGUUGACAACACUGACUACAGCUACGAAUACCUCCUCAACAACGGCCCCGAGUUCUUUUUUGUCACCAACUUGGACGCUCCUCGCAAGCGCAUCAUCAAGGUGGACAAUAUCCUGAGCGACACGAUCGUGUGGACCGAAGUGAUUCCGGAAGGCGUGGACGUGUUGACGGCUGCCCAUGCCGUGCGCAAAGACCUGCUCGUGGCCGAAUACUUGAAGGACGCGAGUGACACGAUUCGUCUGUACAAGCAGUCGGGCGAGUUUGUGCGCAACAUCGCCCUCCCCAGCAUCGGGACGGUCAACGUGUCGUGCAAGCGGGACUCGCCGGAACUCUUUUUCAAGUUCAUCUCGUUCCUGUACCCUGGCACGAUCUACCGCGAAGACCUGACGGACCCGUCGACGAGCUCGCCGGCGGUGUUCCGCGAGGCCAAGGUGCCCGGCUUCAACCCCGAGGACUUUGAGGCCAAGCAAGUGUGGUACCCGUCCAAGGACGGCACGCAGAUUCCGAUGUUUUUGGUGUCCAAGAAGAACCUGGCUCGCACGGGCGACAUCCCCACGUACUUGUAUGGGUACGGUGGGUUCAACAUUUCGCUGACGCCGUCGUUUUCGGCGAGCCGCACGAUCUUCGUGCAGCACUUCAACGGUCUCCUGGCGUUGCCGUCGCUGCGAGGCGGUGGCGAGUACGGCCAGGCGUGGCACCAGGCCGGCACGUUUGGCAACAAGCAGAACGUGUUUGAUGACUUUCAAGGUGCGGCCGAGUACUUGAUCAAGGAAGGGUACACGAGCUCGUCGAAGAUUGCGAUCCACGGUGGGUCGAACGGCGGUCUGUUGGUGGCCGCGUGUGCGAACCAGCGUCCCGAUUUGUUCCGUUGCGCCGUUGGUGCCGUCGGCGUCAUGGACAUGCUCCGAUUCCACAAGUUCACUGUCGGGCAUGGCUGGGUGACGGAUUUUGGCAACCCCGACGAGCCUGAAGCGUUCGAGUACAUCUCCAAGUACUCGCCGUUGCACAACGUGCCUUCGUUCGAAGCGAAGAGCUUCGGGUUGGCCAACGAUCACGGCGGGUUCCCUGCGUACUUGUUGACGACGGGUGACCACGACGACCGUGUCGUGCCACUGCAUUCGCUCAAGUUGAUUGCGGAAGUGCAGCACAAGUUGGGCAGCCACCCGAACCAGAAGAACCCGCUCUUGAUUCGCAUCGAAACGAAAGCGGGCCACGGGGCGGGCAAACCGACGAGCAAGGUGCUCCAAGAAGCAGCCGACGUCUACGCGUACAUGGGCUGGGCCUUGGGUGCCACCUUCUUAUGA